Loa loa (African eye worm) is the source of this 315-nucleotide messenger RNA. RefSeq lists its product as hypothetical. Lineage: Eukaryota; Metazoa; Nematoda; Chromadorea; Rhabditida; Onchocercidae. The coding region runs from base 1 to 315 and encodes 104 amino acids. The record is from RefSeq and is a predicted model, not a curated record. The transcript has a single exon.
AUGUUACCAAUUUAUUUCAUUCUUAUGCCCUACAGUGCGGGUAUUGUGAUGAUGUGGUCAAUUGCACCACAAAUACAACAGAUCUUGAAAAUGGAUGCAUCUUACAACGAUGUAGGGCCAAAUCGCUGGUUUCAACAAAUUCAACAAUUUCAACAUAAUCGGAAAGCAAAAUCAGUGGACAUAGUUUUGAAGCUGAAAAAUCCAACAACUACCCGAAAAUUUGUGGUUUCAAGAACUGCGUACUUAACGACAUAUAUUCGUGUUUUGCGUGAAGAAAUACUCAUUCUUCUUCAGAAAGACUACAGUGGAGAAUAA